Messenger RNA from Exophiala mesophila, 3233 nucleotides. RefSeq lists its product as uncharacterized. Gene Ontology annotation, molecular function: alpha,alpha-trehalase activity; calcium ion binding. Gene Ontology annotation, biological process: trehalose catabolic process. Gene Ontology annotation, cellular component: cytoplasm. The transcript has 5 exons. Lineage: Eukaryota; Fungi; Ascomycota; Eurotiomycetes; Chaetothyriales; Herpotrichiellaceae. The record is from RefSeq and is a predicted model, not a curated record. The coding region runs from base 497 to 2785 and encodes 762 amino acids.
GCCCAUUUUCCAAUUACUCACCGCAUUCUCAGUGCUCCUUAACUCUUCGAUCCUUCUCUCAUAUCCCUCACGCUGCUGACAUUACGCCAGCACUCCCACUGUUCACCUCACGCUCGCUGCUCACAUACAAGGCCAAACGCCUUUGUCUCUAUCUUCGUCUGCCUGACAUUUAGUCUCGACACUUUUGCAAUUCAUUGUCCAAGCUUCUUCCUGCACCCUGAACUCUCGAUUCUGACCCCGUAUCGCCUUGCCCACACGCACCCCCACGGAAAACAGCCCGCGACGGCUGUCUCCCACCCUGGUGUCCACAGCGGGUCCAUCACUACAUCAUCGCCCUUCCAUCUCGUCUCAUUGGCCUUCCACACCUUGUUAGGUCUCGAGACCGACAUUUGCCAGACUCGAUUGUUUGGUUUUCUAACCUGACUCUCUUCCUCCUAAUCACCCUCACUCACCUUCGACUGUCGGCCUUGAUCUCCAAGUUUACCUCCCUUUUGUCAUGAGUGCGCCAAAUGGGCACCAUCGUAGACGAAGCUCAUCUCUUGAGCGUCACCGUCAGGAACCAUACUCUGCCCCCAGUGUCUACUACAAUGACGAAGUCCUCCGCCAACAAUUGAUGGGUGCGAGGAACCGAACCUUAUCCUCUUACAUCAAGGCUGCUCCUUUGUCCCAAACCACCCAGGGUGCUUAUCCAGCACGCCGUAUCAGCCAUGAUGAAUACUCUCAGUACCACCAAGAGCUGCUUAUCGACGUAGAGCGAACUCUGAAAGAUUUGAUUGACAGGGAGGACAUUGAUGGCAACCAACAAAUCACCAUUGAGGAUCAAGGUCCCAAGCACAUUUCCUUGGGAACUUUUGCCUCCGCUGGCUACCGCUCCACCGACGUUCGCGGAAACUACAUGAUCAGCAAUUUACUUCAGGAGUUGACAUUGGCACAAGAUCUGGGAAGCAAAGUCGUCAAAAUCCAUCGUUCCCGCCUCAGUGAGAACCCUGUCGACAGACUUUCACGUCGCAUUCGAGAGGAGUUCUGGAACAACCUGACCCGAGCCUUGGACGCCGACCUGAUCGAAAAGGCCGGCAGAGACCCAAAAGACUGGACUGCUGAUCCUCGGCCUCGCAUCUACAUCCCUCACGGCUGCCCAGAGCAGUACGAAUACUACACACAGGUCGCUAAAGAUCGUCCUGAGAUCAGGCUCGACGUUUGUUGGCUGCCACAAGGCGACAUCAGCGCCGAGUAUGUCCGAAGCCUGAACAAUGCCCCUGGAAUUUUGGCUCUGGCCAUGCGCAAAAUAACCAUUGAUGGAAAGGAGACCCUGAAAGGAGAACCAUUUGUCGUUCCCGGUGGUCGUUUCAAUGAGUUGUACGGCUGGGACAGCUAUAUGGAAUCCAUUGGCCUUCUUCAAAAUGACAAGGUCGACAUGGCAAAGUCCAUGGUUUACAACUUCUGCUUCUGCAUUGAGCACUACGGCAAGAUCCUCAAUGCGAACCGAUCCUACUAUCUUACUCGGUCUCAACCACCCUUCCUGACCGACAUGGCGCUCAAGGUCUACGAGAAGAUCAAGCAUGAGGAAGGAGCUCUUGAUUUUUUGCGUUUAGCCAUUCGAGCCGCCAUCAAGGAAUACUAUAACGUGUGGAUGUCUACGCCCCGUUACGACCCGGCAAGCGGUCUCUCUCGUUAUCGCCCCGACGGCUUAGGCGUUCCUCCGGAGACGGAAGCUAGUCACUUCCUUCAUAUUCUUACUCCAUAUGCGGAGAAGCAUGGCAUGUCCUUUGAGGAAUUCGUCCAAGCCUACAACAGCGAUCAGAUAGUUGAGCCUGAGCUCGACGAGUACUUCCUUCACGACCGGGCAGUCCGCGAGUCGGGCCACGACACUUCAUAUCGCCUUGAGGGAUGCGCCGCCAAUUUGGCAACCAUUGACUUGAACUCUCUGUUGUACAAGUAUGAGAUUGACAUCUCGUGGUGCAUUCGUCAAUACUUCAAUGAUCGCCUGGCGAUUCCGCCAGAGUUCCAGACCGCGGCCAAUCGCAAAGAGGGGUUUGAAACUUCUGCGACCUGGGACCGGCGAGCUCGACUUCGCAAGGCUCGGAUUGACAAGUACAUGUGGAACGAAGCCAAGGGCUCCUACUUUGACUAUGACACAGUCAACAAGAAGAGAACCUCUUACGAGACGGCGACAACGUUCUGGGCCAUGUGGGCAGGAUGUGCCUCCCCAAAGCAAGCUGCAUCGCUGGUACAACAUGCACUUCCUCGUUUUGAGUGCUUCGGUGGCCUCGUUUCUGGUACCGAGGAAUCCCGCGGUGAAAUAGGACUUGACCGCCCCAAUCGUCAAUGGGAUUAUCCCUUCGGCUGGGCGCCACAACAGAUGCUCGCAUGGGGUGGCUUCAUCAAGUAUGGCUACAUUGAAGAAGCGCAGAGGAUGGCGUACAAGUGGCUAUACAUGGUGACCAAAGCGUUUGUCGACUUCAACGGCGUGGUGGUCGAAAAGUACAAUGUUACUCGUGAACUCGACCCACACAAAGUCGAAGCUGAGUAUGGUAAUCAAGGAUCGGAUUUCAAGGGCGUACCUCGCGAAGGCUUCGGAUGGGUCAAUGCCAGUUACGUUUAUGGCCUCUCGUGUCUGCCGAUGCAUAUGAGACGGGCCCUCGGCACCCUCACGCCAUACGAGCAGUAUGCCAAAGCGACAGAAAUCAAACUUGGGGCAGACGAAACCAUUGACGAAGGCUCGGAUGAGUCAGUCCCCAAUUCUUCUGACGAGGCUGAGGCGAUCUUUAGUUCGGGCCCGGACUAGGCCGGCAUAUUAGGAUCCGAGAUCACCAGCGGAUACUCGCGGAGAUCUCACACUUUGCUACCUUACAACGUCCCUCGUGCGAUUGAACUUUUUUGAGAUCUUGAACCUGGAACCUGGACCGCGGCUUGUGUUGCGCGAGGCUUGUCAGCCAUGAUCUCAACUUUCGUGACUGUACCUCAUCCCAGAGAUUGUGAUGGGCAACCCAGCGCCUGAGGAACAGACUAGAAGGGAUUUGUCAUGAGUCGAAAGUGGCCAUGACUUUUUUUCCAUGCAUUCAUUCAUCGGAGGUUUCAUGGUGAAAUUCGGAGCGUGGGUGGUAUAUACCUUGGCACUUUUGUAGUGUACAUAUUUUCUCAGACGUAAAGACUCUAGUAGCUAUAGUCCUUUUUUCGAUCCAGAGACAUGAAAGGAUGCCGGCGCAGAUCCAAUAUUUGGUGACUACUUAGAG